AUGUUACUCUCCGUCGCAUCGGUCUUUCUAGCUUUCGUGGCAAGCAGUACAUCCGUUUCUGCAUCACCAACACAAUAUCCCCAACAAAAUGCAUCUCAACCCAUCGUCCAUCUCGACUAUGGAACCUUCCGUGGCGCCUCAUCUUCCCAAUAUAAUCUAACCUACUACCGCAAAAUCCCCUUCGCUGCAUCCACAGCCGGGGAAAACCGAUUCCGCGCGCCCCAACCACCACUCCACAUCACCAAUGGCACAUACGACACCGACCAAGCCUUCGACAUGUGCCCGCAGCGCACAGUAAACGGUUCAGAAGACUGCCUCUACCUCGGUCUAUACUCGCGCCCUUGGACAAAAAAGCAGGACCUCCGACCUGUCCUCCUAACCUUCUACGGCGGCGGCUUCAUCCGCGGCAGCGCCAGCUUCAGCAUUCCACCAUCCGGCUACCCCGUUCUCAACGUCUCUACCUCCAACGACUACAUAGUCGUAUACUCCAACUACCGCACCAACGUCUUCGGCUUCCUGCCCGGCUCGAAGAUCGCUGAACAUCCGGAUGUCGAUCUCAAUCCCGGUUUGCUGGAUCAGCAGGCUGCGUUGAAGUGGAUACAAAAGUACAUCCACCAUUUCGGCGGCGAUAAACGAAACGUGACGAUCUGGGGGCAGUCAGCGGGCGGCGGCAGUGUAGUUGCGCAGACGAUUGCUACUGGAAAUCGGGGAAAGGGCUUGUUCGCGAAAGCCCUGGCGAGUAGUCCGUUCUGGCCGAAGACGUACCGGUACGAUAGCGCGUGGGCGGAGGAUCUGUACGAUCAGACACUACGCGAUGUUGGCUGUGCAGGUGUGGUAGAUGAGAUUAAGUGUUUGAAAGAGGUGGAUGUACAGGUGUUGAGGGGCAGUGCGUUGAAGCUCAGUACGAGUCAGCAGUAUACUACUGCUUCUUUUACGUACGGGCCUGUUAUCGAUGAUGUUUUUCUUACGGAGGAGUUGAGUAGUGUAGUGCAGAAGGGACAGCUUAACGCAGAGACGGUGAUGACGAGUUAUAAUUUGCAUGAAGGGGAGAACUUUAUUCCGCCUGGGUUUCAGAAUGCCAAGACGGGGAGCGAUGGGUUUAAUGUGUCGGAGGCGUCUUUUGAUGGGUGGUUGAAGGGUUUUCUGCCGGACUUCACGGAGGGGGAUAGAGAGGAGGUGAAGAGGAUGUAUCCUGCGGUGGGAACGGCGGAGGAGAUUGGUUGGAACUCGACGUAUGUUCGCGCUGGAUUGUUGUACCGCGACCUUGUUCUGGCGUGUCCGUCGUAUUGGCUUUCGAAGAAGGCGGAGAAGGGGUGGUUGGUUGAGUACACUAUCUCGCCUGCUAAGCAUGCGAGUGACGUGCAAUAUUGGAACACAAUCGGUUCAAUCCAGCAAACAGAUGCUCUGACCUACCAAGGAUAUGCUGGAGCCAUGGCUUCAUUCAUCCAGACUGGGGAUCCGAAUGCGCAUAAGGUGACGAAUUCGAGUAUACCCAGUGUGCCGAAUGUGGAAGAGGGAAAGCAAUUCCUAGUUACUGCGAGUGGGCUACGACAAGGUGGCAUCAGCAUGCUGGAGGAGAGGUGUAAAUACUGGGCAGGAGUAUCUCAGAGGGUUCCCGUGUGA
Molecule: messenger RNA, 1623 nt
Organism: Alternaria rosae
Lineage: Eukaryota; Fungi; Ascomycota; Dothideomycetes; Pleosporales; Pleosporaceae
Product: Alpha/Beta hydrolase protein
Exons: 2
Coding region: 1-1623 (540 amino acids)
Source: RefSeq, a predicted model, not a curated record